AUGAAAGUAUUCGGUUUGACCUUCGUGGUCGCUCUGUUGGGAAGCACGCGCGUUAUCGCCGCUCCCGUUGAUCCACCUGCUGAAACCCAGGGCUUGAGCAAUUUUAUAUCAAGCGUAAUCUCACAGUACUCUCGCUUGGGACCUUACCCCACUUUCAACUCAUCGACUAUUGCUCAUCACACGUCGAAGCACCACAAGUCUGGCAAGGGCAAGUACAAGACCAAGACUGUGACUGUGACCGAAGACUGUGAUGACAAUGACGAUGAUGAAAGCUUCACCACUUCUGUGGAGAUUUCUGAAUCUACCCCGGUGACCGUGACUGCCCAGCCAACUGUCACCAAGACCGUCAUCCGUAUCGAUUUCGAGACUACCAAGUCUCUGCACAAGCCAAAGCACACCAAGCACCACUUAACUGAGACUGAGGUCGAGACCGAGACUGAGACCAUUGAGUCAGCUUCUCCCACUGUCACCGAGUCUUCCAAGACGCACACUAAGCACCACAAGUCCAAGCACACCAAGUCCAAGCACCACAAGUCUAAGCACCACACCAAGCACAGCUCAUCCGAGACUGUUGUGGAGACACCUGUGCCAACCUUAGUCCAGUCAUCAUCCCAGUCCUUGUCACAAUCUGCGUCCGACACCUCCAAGGAAGAGGUUGUUGUCGUCACGACCGAGGAAGUCGAAGUAAUCACCACCGGUGUCGAGGAGAUUGUCUCGACCAUUACUCUCAGCGAAGGCGAGACUAGACUGUCUACCCUGUCCAAGGCAUCCCCCACCUCGAGCAGCACUGUGACAACUUCCGACUUCGAAAAGUUCUAUCCUUUUUUGACCUCUGAUCUUCCUCGUCCCACUGAGACACCUGAGUUCAACCCACUCUUUGAUCCGCCACGUACUCCGACUUUCCCUUCAGAAUUGUUCCCUUACCCUACGACUCAAUCUUCUGAAGACGACACGACCACUCAUACUCGCUCGGGUCACAAGACAAAGGAACCGCCUAGCAUCUUUAGCGAGGUGUAUCCCUUUACAAGUGUCCUCAGCAAGAUGACUCCCCCUUCGAGCAUCUCCAGCGAGGAAGCUUUCCAACCAAGCUUCACCCCAGACUUUGUGUACACCAUGGUAGACCCAAUCAGCACCAUCACGACAGCACCCGAGUUUCCUCUCCCUGCGACUUGGAGCGCUGACGAUGCCACUGAGACCCUUGUCGCUCGUGACUCUGCAGGCGAUCCAAAGAAGAAGCACGACAAGAUGGUCAGACCCGACAAAGCAAUAUCCAAGCGCAUGUCCAGAUGGAGCAAGCACCACUCCAAACUCCUCGAAAAGUCCUGGUCAGCCCACACAAAAUACAUGGUCAAAUCUCUCGAGCAGCAAAUGGAAUACGAUGCAAAACACAGCAAGAAAGACCACAAGACCACUCUCGCUGCCGUCCUCCCAGUCGCCAGUGCCAUUGCAGACGCCAACGCAGCAGCCCUCGUCGCCCGCGAGGAAGCCGUAGCAGACGAAGGCGACCCGGAAAAGGACUACCGGCGCAAAAUGAGCCUCGCCAAAAAAGUCUACAACAAAUUCUCUUCUUAUGCCGAAAACCAGUUCGAAAAGGAAAACUCAAAGGAGCAGAAAAAGGCCUCCAAGAAGCGCGCAAAGUCAAUCGCAAAGCAAAACAAAAAGGAAGAAAAGUUUCGCAAGAAGGCUAUCAAGUCGAGAAUCAAGCACCAGAAAGGUGACGAUGACUAUGAGAAGUUUUAUGAUGGUGAGGAGGAGGACCUUGUUGUGUUCGCUGAUGUGGAGGUGAGGGACAUGACGACCCCUGCGACUGGUGUUCCUGCCAGGGCGACUGUGACUGCUACGGUUACUACGGUUGUUGGAGGACCUGCUGGAAAUGGCACUCUCUCAACUUCGUGGAGAAGCCAUCAUGCUAGUCAGACUGCUAGUGUGUCGACUGCUGGCUGGUAA
Messenger RNA from Aureobasidium namibiae CBS 147.97, 1947 nucleotides. RefSeq lists its product as uncharacterized. NCBI's taxonomy places the organism in Eukaryota, Fungi, Ascomycota, Dothideomycetes, Dothideales, Saccotheciaceae. The transcript has 2 exons. The coding region runs from base 1 to 1947 and encodes 648 amino acids. The record is from RefSeq and is a predicted model, not a curated record.